AUGGGAACCCAGCCGCCGGCGUCGUACCUUGCACAGACGAUGAAAAUACUCAUUGUUGCGGUACCACUUCCAUCUGUCUCACGAACGGGUACUGUUCUAGACACGAACCAGCCAUUCGUCGUGUCCCGCGGGGGCUGCACAAGCUCGAACUGGGGCUCUGGCUGCCCAACCGAAUGUCAAAACGUCACCUCGAACGAAGGCGCAUCGAUCAUCAAUCUCUCCUUCAUCGACGGAGUCUCAUUAUACUGCUGCGGCACCCCGAUCGUCGACGGAGCUUCAACCGCCUGUCCCAGCGGCUCGCCUUUCCAGAUGGACUCGGCGGAAUUGAUUCUCGGGCGCGCAGGCCUCUCGGGCGUCACCAACAGUUCCUCGACCGCUACGUCGAACUUAACGGCCCUCCCCACGGGUACGGGCUCUUCAUCGCCGCAGGCUUCGAGCACGAGCGGAAACCACGACGCUGCUAUUGGGGCGGGGGUUGGAGUCCCGCUGGGCGUGAUCGCGCUGGGAUCGAUUAUUUGGGCUUUCUGGGAGAGAAGGCGCGCGAAUAAGGCGAGUCGGGCUUUGACUCGCGCGCCAUGGAGUGACGAGAGGGAGAUGGCGAGGCGCUGGGGAGGAAGAAGUACGGCGCCGACAGAGCUGGAUUCUGGCGGGUACCCCUCGGAGUUGAUGUCUAGCGAGCGGAGUGCGACUCAUUCCUGA
Messenger RNA from Penicillium chermesinum, 699 nucleotides. RefSeq lists its product as uncharacterized. The record is from RefSeq and is a predicted model, not a curated record. The coding region runs from base 1 to 699 and encodes 232 amino acids. The transcript is spliced from 2 exons. NCBI's taxonomy places the organism in Eukaryota, Fungi, Ascomycota, Eurotiomycetes, Eurotiales, Aspergillaceae.